AUGACAAGACAAUUAAACCAAGAUGCUCUGGAACAUUUUUUUGGACACAUGAGAGGAGCCUGUGGAUCCAACUCUCAUCCAGAUUUAUUGUUGCUUGUUCAAGUUUAUAGGCUUUUAUCUGUGUACUCAUUGGUUAAACCAAUAAGUGGAAGUAAUGUUACAGGAAGUGAAUUACUAUCAACCAUAAUUUCCUUAAAAGAUUUGGUUGGUGAGGAACAUAAGGAACGCAAAGAACAUUUUGAGAACAUUAUUGAUAAUAUUAUAAACAAUGCUUCUCCACUCAUGGAUAUUGAAAUUGAAGAUAAUACAGUAGAACUUCCAUAUAACGGUCAUCAAAGGGACUUUAAAUAA
This is a messenger RNA of Macrosiphum euphorbiae (potato aphid), 351 nucleotides long. The record is from the annotation of a GenBank genome assembly. Lineage: Eukaryota; Metazoa; Arthropoda; Insecta; Hemiptera; Aphididae.